Messenger RNA from Vicia faba (fava bean), 921 nucleotides. The record is from the annotation of a GenBank genome assembly. Lineage: Eukaryota; Viridiplantae; Streptophyta; Magnoliopsida; Fabales; Fabaceae.
AUGGGUGAGGUGGCAGUGUUGCACUCUGAGCCUUUGCACUUUGAAUGCAAUGACACCAAACAUAUGACAGAAAAAGAUGUCUAUCCUCCAAAUUCAAAUCCGGAAUCCUUGCCCGGAGAAGAAUCAAGUCAAUCUAUAAACACAAAUGAUCUGCAAGAUAAAGAAUAUAUGGAACAUGGAUGCCAACACUACCGGAGAAGAUGUCGAAUCAGGGCCCCCUGUUGCAAUGAGAUUUUUGACUGCCGCCAUUGUCACAAUGAGGCAAAAAAUGAUAUCAACAUAGAUUAUAAGCAUAGACAUGACAUGCCCCGACACCAAGUCAAACAGGUGAUAUGUUCACUUUGUGGCACUGAACAAGAGGUUCAGCAAAACUGUACUAAUUGUGGUGUUUGUAUGGGCAAGUACUUCUGUGGGACAUGCAAGCUCUUUGACGAUGAUAUAUCUAAGCAGCAGUACCAUUGUAAUGGCUGUGGAAUUUGCAGAACUGGUGGACAUGAGAAUUUCUUCCACUGUAAUAAGUGUGGUUGUUGCUACUCAACUCUGCUGAAAAACAGUCACCCCUGUGUGGAAGGAGCAAUGCAUCAUGAUUGCCCCGUUUGUUUUGAGUAUUUGUUUGAUUCAAGAAAUGAUGUCAUUGUUAUGCCGUGCGGUCAUACAAUCCACAAAAGCUGUCUGAAUGAAAUGAGAGAACAUUACCAGUAUGCAUGCCCCCUCUGUUCAAAGUCAGUCUGUGAUAUGUCGAAGGUUUGGGAGAAAUUGGACAUGGAGAUAGCUGCUACGCCAAUGCCUGAGUCAUAUCAGAAUAAAAUGGUUUGGAUUCUGUGCAAUGACUGCGGAAAAACUUCUCAUGUUAAGUUCCAUUUUGUAGCUCAAAAAUGCCUCAACUGCAAGUCUUACAACACGCGACAGACAAGAGGCUGA